AUGCCUAGCGAAACUGAACCAGAGGCAUUCUUCCUCGAAGUUUUCUUCAAUGCGCAGCCUGUCGGCUCUCCGGAUGCGAAACAAAAGCAGAAGGCCAGUAAUGUUCUAAUUCCCUCCGUCAUUGCGUACGCAGGAGGCGCAGUAGACUUCGCAGUCGAUAUGGGAAACGAUUAUGCAACACGUCUGAUGAUCGUCAAAGGCGAAUUCACCAAGGUGUCCAUGGCCAUCUACGGCGACGUCGUUGCAGAACGUCCAACUUCUCCGAUCCCAUAUACGCCAACCCCAUUACCCAUACUCGAGCCGACACCGCUUUCCUCGUCCAUCGACCCAUCCAACUCCUCCGACCCGACCGUCCUCGCUCGUCAGCUCCUCGAGUCUAUCCCGGAUGCACCCCCACUUUCUCUCGUGAUUCGUCUGAUGUUCUGUCUAAAACCUUCCAACGACGACUGGGAUUUGCCAGACUUCCCGUACUUACAUCCCGACUUGGACGAAGACACCUUAGACUUCGACCUAGACAAGGCUUGCCAGAUGCUCGGUCGACCCGUGGCUGACGACGUCUCGUACGAAGUCCUACAAGAGUUUGUUGAUCGCGUGUCUGACGCCAUAGGGCCCAAGAGCAAUGAUCAGGCUUAUGCAGUCGCUGGGAUUCUCUCCCGCUCAGCUUCGCAGAAUCCGGAACUCGCGAGGCUGCUGCUCGACCGGUUAGACCUGCGAGCCAUAUUCGACCCCACCACAAUCGACGAAGACACGCUCUUCCGACUACUCGUAGCCUCUACGAACCCGGACAUCGCACGGCAGCUGGCCGCGGUCAAUUUCCAAGAUGUGCUCCUCGCAGUCCAGCACAACGCCGCAGCAGACGCUGCGACGAAGUCAUUCGCAGGAGCUCUUGUUGUUCGUAUUCACGGCUGGGAGGUGCUCACGGACGCGCUCUGGAACACGCAGGCCGAUUUUGAGACUGCCGUCGAAUUAGUGCGCGCAGCCGGCAUGGAAGAGCCGAUGUUCGGCGUACUGCUCGCAGCGCUCGUAUCGCAUAACGAGAUAUUCACAAGACUGGCGGAGAAACCAGUGCUCCCGCGCUCACCCCCACACCCGCCCGUGCUGAUGCAGGAGGCGGGCGAGCGGGGACAGUCGACGCACGACGAUUUUGUGGCGUUCUUGCGUACAUUUAUCGGCAUCUCGUGUGUUCUUGCCGUGUACGCGUACACGGACAGUCUGCCGAAUAAGAAAUGCAGGGAAAAAGUUCUGGGAAUAUUGAGGGUGUGGCAGGGUGUCAAAGGAUAUCGCGAAAUACUGGAUCACCUACUGCUCCUCCCUCAAAUGAUUUUCCGCCUCGGAGCGAUGACGGAAAACGAAAACGAUGAACCUACGCGGGCUGGAAUCCACGCGGAACAUAUUCUCCUCACGCUCACGCGCAAACCGAGCGCACUCAUUUCUCCAUCCCUCAUCGAAUGCAUCCUGAACAUGGAGCCCGGCCUGUCCGUCAUCAGCGAAGACAAACGACUUGACCUCCGCGCGCUCGCACUGCUCGCUGACGAUGGGUUGCCAGCCGCGCUUGAUGAGCUCUUGCAUCCCAUCGAGGGCGUGCUCAGUGCGCAAGCAGUCCGAAUGCUACGUGUCGCCUUGGCGGUGGUCUGGCGCGAGCUCGGGAAGGGGCUGGAGGGGGAGUGGCGCACCUUGAGCACGCUUUGGGAACAGCGCGGGCAUGGGCUCGCACUGCACCUCAUCGACACCCUCCAAGCCGUCUCGCUGGAAAUACAAAGCCUAUUUUCUCUUACGGCGCCGCGACACAUGACUCAGGAGGACGUGUCGGGGCUCUUCAGUCUCGCCUAUGAGGCAAUGCGCGUAGUACAGCACCUCGUCCCGGUGUACCCGCUCCCUGGCCGCCAGCUGCGUGCAGCAGUGCGGGUGAUUGCAGACUGGUAUGUGUGCGCAGAGGCGGCCGACGCACGAUAUACUCGAGGGUGCGACGCGUGCGACGCAGCACAGCGGACACGCGUGGCGUGCAUCGAGCUUGCGCGCACACUCGCGAAACCACCACGGGAGGCGGAAGUCUUUUUGAGGACACUGUUGCAGCAUGGAACGUGUGCCGGCGAGCGCGAUCCGACGUACCAUCUCGUCCAGGUAUUCAGUCUCGUGGACCAUUUACUGCCGAUGCCACUACGAAUGGACAUAGACAUUGGUGAAGACGAGGACGUGGUGUGGGUUAAACAGGUCAUCCCGCGGGUGUUGACAGAUCUGACACGCUUCUUGAGGCUCUUGGACGUGGAGAACAGGGCUCAUCUGAUAAGAAGGCUGACCGCGCUGGACGAUGGCAUGAUUGGUAUUGGCGAGUGGCUGUUGCUAGAGGAGCUGAAGCAUCUGCGGGCAUCUUUGAAGAGCCUCGAAGUACCCUCGGCGCAUGAGGACCUCACGUUGUUCAUCCAGUAUCAAGUAGCCUCUUCUCUGCGCCUUUUGGAUGAUCUCAUUUCUAGCUCUUCUGACGAAGCAACACACAAGGCGAUCAAGUACCUCGGAACCGAUACUGAGCCCGCAUUGCUCCUAGCUGCCUGCUUCAAUACAAUGCUCUCUUGCCGUCUCACCUCUCCUUCGCAGCUGAGCAUCGCAGAAACUCUCGUUUUGACUCUCGACAGCACCCUCGAUACCACCCUCGCACUCUCCCUCGGCCUCACAUUCCUCCGAGGCACCCACUCCUCCCCUUCUCCUCUCCCACUUGCAACCGCCCUCAAAAAUACCCUCGCAGCGCUACGCAUUGUCCCUCCCAAAUCCAUCGCCGCAGAUCCCGACACCCUUACCGCCGAGCUCAGCGCCACCUGCCUCGCGCUCGCAAACACCGACCUCCUCACAGCGCCCGAAGCCCGUGCAGCUCUCGCCCUGCUCUCGUGGCUCGUGCGUCUCGCGCGCGCAGGGCUCCCACAGCUCGCGAACCUCAACGGCAUCUCGCGCGACACACUCGUGCACCUGUGCGAUGCGCUGCAGGACGCGCUCGCGCCCGCGGUCUCGUCUCAUCGCGGCGGCGAGCCCAAAAUCAAGCAGGACCCCGAGCCCGACCCCGGGGACCCUCGAACGGUCCUGAACGCCGUCCGGCGCGCGCUAGACGCUGGCGCGGAAGACGCGCCGGUUCCUCCGCCCUCGACCCUCCUCCCCUCACAGCUCGCGCUCCCCCUCGCGCGGCUCGACGCGCUCAUGGCUCUGCGCCCCUCAUCAUCGCUGCGCCACGCACACGGGGCCUCCUCCGCCACUGCUCCGGGCACGCCGAAGCGCGCGACGCCGCCGCACGCGCAGGACGUGCUCGGGCUCGCAACGGUGUCGCCGCCCACGGCGCUGCUGCGCUCGCCGGCGGUGACGGGGCUCACGAAGACGUACAACGCGAACGACUUUCGGCAGCUGAGGCAGGUGCCGAGCGCGCGGAUGAACACGAGCCGGAUGCCGUCGAAGCACGUCGACGAAUUCGAGUCGGCGAUGGCGUCUUCGUCGCCGCCGAUCCAUACUGGCCCGCUUCCGAAUCUGAAUUUGGCUAAUCUGCCCGGCCUGCCACCCCAUCCGCUCACUCAAGACGGAUUUGGUGGCCCCCUCGGUCCGCCAUUCAACAUGCAGUGAUGAAGAGACGCGUUUAGGAUCUGAUGUCAGGCAGGCAGGGGAGACGUUGAGAUAGCUCUGCCACCAGGGUCGUGGCGCUGUAGGAUCGGAAGCGAACGGGAGGGUCGCGAACACGCCGGACUGCAAUUUCUGUUUGAAUAUCUGCUUUGCUCUAGUUGCUCGUAUGUCUGCUUUCUUGGCUGAGAUAAAUGUACUAUCGUUGUUGUGCGUAA
This is a messenger RNA of Heterobasidion irregulare TC 32-1, 3809 nucleotides long. RefSeq lists its product as uncharacterized. The record is from RefSeq and is a predicted model, not a curated record. NCBI's taxonomy places the organism in Eukaryota, Fungi, Basidiomycota, Agaricomycetes, Russulales, Bondarzewiaceae. The coding region runs from base 1 to 3597 and encodes 1198 amino acids. The transcript has 5 exons.